CAUUACAAAUCUCGGCUUCUGUAACGGCCUACAGUGCAUAGCGGAGCGGAGCUGCGUCGGACGCGCAUCCCAGCGACGCUCCCUUUUCGUUUCGGGGCGGAGGGGCAGAAGUGUAGCCCGGAACUCUGCAGCUACGGCUGGCGCAGAUUAAAGUUGGGGUUCGGUCCAAUAUGGCGGCGGACGGAUGGAAAUACUGAUGACAGUCCGAAAGAUCGCCUCGAUUUGUACGAUGGGCGCCAAUGCCUCUGCUUUGGAGAAGGAGAUUGGACCGGAACAGUUUCCUGUUAAUGAACACUACUUUGGAUUGGUUAAUUUCGGGAACACCUGCUACUGCAACUCGGUGCUGCAGGCCCUGUACUUCUGCCGGCCGUUCCGGGAGAAGGUGCUGGCCUACAAGGUGCAGCCGCGGCGCAAGGAGAACCUGCUCACCUGCCUGGCCGACCUGUUCAACAGCAUCGCCACGCAGAAGAAGAAGGUGGGGGUCAUCCCGCCAAAGAAGUUCAUCUCCAGACUGAGGAAGGAGAACGAGCUGUUUGAUAACUACAUGCAGCAGGAUGCCCAUGAGUUCCUGAACUACCUGCUGAACACCAUCGCGGACCUGCUGCUGGAAGAGCGGGGUCAGCAGAGGCAACAGAACGGCAAGCUGCUGCAGAAUGGGGGCGGGAGCGCCGUCGAGGGGGAGGAGCCAGACAAGAAUCAGCAGACCUGGGUGCACGAGAUCUUCCAGGGAACGCUGACCAAUGAGACACGCUGCCUCAACUGUGAAGCGGUGAGCAGUAAAGACGAGGACUUCCUGGACCUGUCGGUGGACGUGGAGCAGAACACCUCCAUCACCCACUGUCUCAGGGGCUUCAGCAACACAGAGACGCUGUGCAGUGAGUAUAAAUACUACUGUGAGCAGUGCCGGAGCAAGCAGGAGGCACAGAAGAGGAUGAGGGUGAAGCGCUUGCCGAUGAUCCUCGCUCUGCACCUGAAGCGCUUUAAGUACAUGGAGCAGCUGCACCGCUACACCAAGCUGUCCUAUCGCGUGGUUUUCCCCCUGGAGCUCCGCCUCUUCAACACCUCCGGAGACGCCACCAACCCCGACCGCAUGUACGACCUGGUCGCUGUGGUGGUGCACUGUGGCAGUGGGCCAAACCGCGGUCACUACAUCACCAUAGUGAAGAGCCAUGGCUUCUGGCUUCUGUUCGAUGACGACAUUGUGGAGAAGAUCGAUGCCCAGGCCAUAGAGGAGUUCUACGGCCUGACGUCAGACAUUUCCAAGAACUCUGAGUCUGGCUACAUCCUGUUCUAUCAGUCCCGGGACUGAACCUCAGUGGGAGGGGCCAAUGGUACUGUGACAUCACUGAGUUGGGGGCGGGGUCAGGGCUGUGCAGACCCCUCCCCCUUAUGCAGGCUUUGCCAUGGAGCAUUGCAGCGGAGCGUUAUCCGAUCAGACAGGAGCAAAUGCUGCCUGAGCAGAGAUGGCAGCCCUGGCGUGGCGAACACCUAUCAGCCAGACGGCCUGUCCUCUGCUGCUGCCGGCCUCCGUCAAUCACGCGAACGGUGUGGAGGUGUUCUCCAUGCGAGAGGCACAGCUGCACACCCAGCAGGCCUGUGGGCGGGACUGUGGGCGGGGCUUGGUUUGUGGAACUGAAGGUUGUGUGCAGACACGGUGAGGUUUGGUCCCUGGGUGUCAGAUUGCAAACACUCUGAGCAUGCUCAUUUUAACACGGCCAGAUCCUGCCUGCUGCAUCUCUCUGCCCCAGGACCAGCUCAGCGGGAACACUUGCCAUGUCUGUCAACUUCUUCCUGUGUCUUGUGAGAAAGCACCUGAUUGGUUGCUGAUUUCUGUGGUGUAAUGCAGCGUGGUCUCUGAAUGUGGUGAGUGUGUCUGUGUUGGUGUGUGUGUCUGUGUUGGUGUGUGUGUGGGGCCGGCAGGUUACCUGACAUACAGGUGACAGGUGCGGCUGCUGGCGGAGCAGGACUGCAGUCUGUGUGGGGUUAGUCUCUGAGUUGUGAGCCGGGAGAGAAACUGAUCUGCGGUCUGUGUUCAGUGACUACUGGGCAUAUAUCUGUAUUACUUGCAUUUGUUGUGCAAAAGUUCAGUCAACAUUCAGCUGGACAGACUCAUUUUUCAGCCUUCUGACUGUAUUUGCACCAUCACUAGGAGAGAGUUACUCUAACAUUACUGUAAGGGAGUGCUGUACUCCCCUGACACACGCAGUAUUCCUGUAACCAAAUCCCUGACUCACACAUUUGCUUUCACAGACUGUAAAAUGAUGCUGCUAGCUGUUCUGAUAGACUGAUUGUUGAAUAAUUAAAGUUUGGGAGUAAUAUGACUAAAGGUUUUGUUUGAAUUCCUAAUUGCUGAAUUGCUGCAAUGGUAGAUUUGUUUCUCACAUGAAUAAAAGGAAAAAUUUUGAAAAUUGUGGUUUGUCAAACCUGUCAUUGUCAGCAUGUGGCUGUGUGGCCAUUGCCCUAUUCCCUAAUACCCAUCAUGCCCUCUAAUGCCCAUUACGCCCUAAUACCCAGCAUAAGCAGUGGGGCUGCAG
This is a messenger RNA of Megalops cyprinoides (Indo-Pacific tarpon), 2534 nucleotides long. RefSeq names its product ubiquitin carboxyl-terminal hydrolase 12-like. The transcript has 9 exons. Gene Ontology annotation, biological process: protein deubiquitination. Lineage: Eukaryota; Metazoa; Chordata; Actinopteri; Elopiformes; Megalopidae. Gene Ontology annotation, cellular component: nucleus; cytosol. The coding region runs from base 185 to 1309 and encodes 374 amino acids. Gene Ontology annotation, molecular function: cysteine-type deubiquitinase activity; cysteine-type endopeptidase activity. The record is from RefSeq and is a predicted model, not a curated record.